UCGCCGGGGCGGCCAGACAAAAGCAGUUUCCACAGUGAAUGACGAGCAUGCGCAAAAAAUCGUUACAUGUGUCAGCAUCGCAAUUAGUUUAUGAGGGAGUUACGGCCCUUACGGGUGGUCUAUCUAGAUCUUCCGGUGACACGCUUUUUCGACAAGGAGCACAUACCUGGAAUCUGGAACCUAGGUUUGAAUCCAAUCAGUUCUCAGCUAAUCAAGAACGCAGACUUCAAUCGGUUGUUCAGAGCAAUCAGCGUUGACGUGCUGAGGCGCUUUUAAAGCCCCAAUAGCCCAAAUUUAUCCGGAAACCCAU
Aspergillus glaucus CBS 516.65 is the source of this 310-nucleotide messenger RNA. RefSeq lists its product as uncharacterized. The record is from RefSeq and is a predicted model, not a curated record. The transcript has a single exon. The coding region runs from base 91 to 276 and encodes 61 amino acids. Lineage: Eukaryota; Fungi; Ascomycota; Eurotiomycetes; Eurotiales; Aspergillaceae.